Molecule: messenger RNA, 2865 nt
Organism: Toxoplasma gondii ME49
Lineage: Eukaryota; Apicomplexa; Conoidasida; Eucoccidiorida; Sarcocystidae
Exons: 1
Coding region: 833-1312 (159 amino acids)
Source: RefSeq, a predicted model, not a curated record
AUAUAUAUGCACAUAUGUGAAUGGUACGCUUUAUGAAGGCAGAUCAGUUGGGUUCUGUGUAGUGAAGUACGUUUUGUAUGAGUGUGGGGAACUCUCCGUACACGAGACGUUUCGUUUGUUUCGAGACAGCGCAUGCAACUCUGCGCGGCACUCGAGCGGCAGAUGCGAUCUGUGUUUGCAUCCAGCUCCUCUUUCCUCCUUUCCUGUGGAACGCAUUUCGCUCUGUAUGUGUGACGCCGUCAGCUGCGCGCGCCCCCAAGGUCCACUGAUUUCUGUGAAGACGCUUUCCAGGCGUUGCUUCGAUUUGCUUAUGUGCGCAUGCAGAUGACGGGCGGCGCCGCUGCCGUGGAUGCUACGUGCAGCGAACGAGGCAACUGCUGGUGUCUCUGCUAGCUUCUCUCUCUCUGAGCUCCUUUCUGCGACUUUCGGUUGAUCACGUCUUCUUUAUUGCUUCGCUGGCGAAUCGAACGGAACGAACCUGACGGCCUCCGCCGCGACGCUCGGAGUUCCGCGUCAGACGCAAAUCGAGGCCCCUCUGAAAAUCGCUAAGAAGACAACACGAAAAACUCCACGAAGGUGGUCUCUUUCUUGACGCAUAAAUGCGCAUAUAAAUAAAUAUAUAUAUCUAUACAUACAAACAUGCAUAUAGUUAAUUUGGUAUAUAUAUAUAUAUAUAUUUGCAUGCGUAUGUCUUAUUCCAUGUAAACGCUUGUAUAUAUGUAAGCAUACGAAUACGCUAUACAUAUGUUUAUGUAUAUAUAGUGUUUGCGUGUAUUUAUAUUGUGAGGGAGGCGGGUGACAGUGUUGUGAGCUCGGAUGUGUAGCGUUUCGAAUGUCCCGCGGUUCGGUCGUUUCCGUGAAGCUUUUUCGUUUUCUGAAACUUUCUGAUUUUUUAUUUUUCCGAGCACGUCUCGACUUUUCUUUUCACACCAAGAAAAGCUCGCUUCCGUUCCGGGCCGAUUUACCUCUUCUCUGCCGUCGUCGGGGUGCAGUCUCUGGGGUGUACGUACACUCGGCGCCCUGUUGGCAGCCGGGCGCGAAGGCGUCACAGGAGACGGCAGAGUUGGUUUUCACAUUUUCUGCCGCCUUUUGGCGAUUUCGGUUUUCCGACUUUGCUUUCUUUUUCCGUAAAGCAUCGAUGCGGCGCGCCGGCCGCUCCAGGUCUGUGUUUUCUUCUGAAUGUGAGGAUGUGAAUGUGUAUAUGGAGGGAAUAGUUGCCUCCAGGCGGGGUGUACGUACACCUGACGCGCGCCCCUGGCGUGGGCCGGGCGGUCCUCUGGCGACCCUUCCUCGGCUCUUUCGCGCUUCUUGAAGCUGUUUCUGCGUUUUUUCUGUGAGGCAUUGUCGGCCAGCUUUUUCUGCGAGUCCGGUGCAAGUGCCCUUCUCGUUUGCGCCUCGACGUUUGCUUGUUUGUCGCGUGCUUCUCUAGUGCACUGGGGAUCUGCUUUCGUGUUUCGUCACCGGAGCGCCAGAACGUGGAAGGCACGAGAGACAACGGGACCAGAGGAGCGAGAGGGGCGCGAGAUAGUCACCGCUUCCGCCCGAACACGAAGCUCUCGCCAACUGCAGAAACACUCGAACGCUUCAGCUUACGGCCCUUGUGCGCAGACACACACGUGAGAGACAGAGUCGGCUCCGCGAGCAUUCACUAUUCGUCUGACGUCGAACGGAGGCUAUAAAGUAGAAUUACAGAAGCACUGAGAAAAGGAAAAACGUGGAAAGAAGUAAACCGUUUUCACUUGCAGUCAGCGUGCAUUCCACCGCACGCACCUCAUGCAGAGCUGAAAACGGGAUGGACAGUCCAGAGUUCACCGCAUGAUAUAAGAAUCCGAGGGUGGAAGAGAGGAAGAGAGAGACGAAGAAGGAGAAGAUGAAGAAGACGAAGAGGAAAAAGAAGAAGCAGAGGGAGACUGAGAGAAUGCAAUCAAGGAUGUUAGAGCACGUCGAGCACGCGAUUGUCGGUGAAGAAUUCAUGGAAUUCAUUUCGGGGGGAGAGGUUCGGUGCUCCACUGAAGAAACGCGUCUGGUCGCCUUCGGCAUUUGAGAACGGGGAAAACGUCUGCCUCCGGCGGGGAUCUGGAAAAAGCCAAGAAUGCCGAAACAGCACGACGCCUGCCUCAGCAUGGCAGCGGACCUACUCAUGUCGCCUGAAGAGCAGGGACUCAGACUGGACCCCGAAGGCAUCUGAAGUGUGUGCCCGAGGGAUCGGUGGAACGUCCGUCUGUAGGACGCGUUUAACAGUCCCGUGCUCUGCGUCCUCUGCAGAGCGACGAAGAUCUGCGAGGAAAUAAAAAGAAAGGUAGAAGACUUCCGGUCUCGGAUAAGAAAGGUGAAACUCAUUUUCAGGUCGUAUCCGAGCGUAGCAACUAAACCAAUUCUUCUUUCUUCCUAUAUAUAUGUAUAUAUACAUAUACAUGCAUGGAUAAGAAUGGACGAAGGGUGCCUGUCAGAAUACUCGGCGAACUGAAACUGGAAUGGCAUACAUAUUUUUUCAUCGUUACGGAAAGUCCCUCCGCGGCUGUCCUGAGAUGUGGAUAUUUCUUCCUGCGUGAACGUGGGCUCUUUUGCUAGUGACACAGUGUCUUAUGUUUUUAUUACAAACUCAAGUUUUUUAUUGGGAAUUCUGAGUUUACCGUUUACACGUAGGACGUUCAUUACAGAUUUACUCAGAUCAAAGUCCAUAACUUGAAUAAAAAGUAUCGGAAAUUCGAAUUCUAAAACAGGACGCUGAACGCAAAUCGUCUCUUGCUUUGUCUGCUUCCGGAUGACUGUAAACGCUUUCAUAAGCGAAGCUGCCUAGCGCUAACACGGUGCAAGCACCUCGUGCUCCCCUCGGGAGUAUGAAACUGGCAAUAUACGCACAGC